Messenger RNA from Oncorhynchus kisutch (coho salmon), 1381 nucleotides. It is a transcript of the gene slc25a15b, whose product is annotated as solute carrier family 25 member 15b. The coding region runs from base 208 to 1116 and encodes 302 amino acids. Gene Ontology annotation, cellular component: mitochondrion. Gene Ontology annotation, molecular function: L-ornithine transmembrane transporter activity. The transcript is spliced from 8 exons. Gene Ontology annotation, biological process: mitochondrial L-ornithine transmembrane transport. NCBI's taxonomy places the organism in Eukaryota, Metazoa, Chordata, Actinopteri, Salmoniformes, Salmonidae. The record is from RefSeq and is a predicted model, not a curated record.
UUAUUUUCGUGGACAGAUUUUGGGCGGAGUAAAACUAUCUCGCUUCGCCUCUUCCUCUCUGUCGAAACGCACGUUUGAAUGAUAUGGCCUUGGAUGCUGUGUCUCUAGCAACCUUUUCUACGUAGCAUCAAAGAUUGGCAUUGCAGUAGGCACUGUACCAUAAUAAAGGAGGAACCCUUCUACAGGUAGUUCCAGAUCUCCACCUCAAUGGCCCCACACCCAGUGGUGCAGGCCAUCAUUGACCUCUCAGCUGGAGCUAUAGGAGGUACAGCGUGUGUGCUGAGCGGUCAGCCCCUGGACACAGCCAAGGUGAAGAUGCAGACCUUUCCCUCCUUGUACCGAGGCUUUGUCCACUGCUUCUCCUCCACAUACAAACAGGUGGGUCUCCGAGGGCUCUACCAGGGUACCAGCCCAGCCCUGAUGGCUAACAUCGCUGAGAAUUCUGUCCUCUUCAUGAGCUACGGAUUCUGCCAGGAGGUGGUUCGCACAAUGGCGGGACUGGGAACGGAGGCUCCACUCAGUGACAUGCAAAAAGCCUGUGCUGGGUCGGUUGCAUCCAUCUUCUCCUCUCUGGUCCUGUGCCCCACUGAGCUGGUCAAGUGUCGUCUUCAAGCCAUGUACGAGAUGGAAGCGUCUGGCAAGAUCGCAAAGGGCCAAAACACGGUGUGGUCAGUGGUGAAGUCAGUGAUGAAGCAAAAUGGUCCUACAGGGUUUUUCACAGGCCUGACCACAACCAUCGCCAGAGAGGUGCCCGGGUACUUCUGCUUCUUCGGGGCCUACGAGCUCUGCCGAACCACCUUUGCUGACAACAUGAAGUGCAGCAAGGAUGACAUAGGAGUGGCCCCUAUUGUGUUCAGUGGGGGUUUCGGGGGUGCAUGCCUGUGGCUGGUGGUCUACCCCUUUGACUGUGUCAAGUCUCGCAUCCAGGUCAUGUCAAUGAUAGGGCGCCAGGAAGGUUUCUUCAAGACCAUGAUGACUAUCAUGAGGACUGAAGGUGUAAGGGCGCUCUAUUCUGGUUUGACUCCCACCAUGCUCCGCACGUUCCCCGCCAACGGAGCCCUGUUCCUGGGGUACGAGGCCAGCCGUAAGUUCAUGAUGAAACAGUUUGACAGCUGACCUGGUCCUCCUCCGACAACGAUGUCCCCCAUCUCUUUUUUUGCCUUGUCAUUUGUACUGGUUAACCCUACUACGUUGUCGUUAACCUCCUACAACACUCCGAACUGGUUGAAAUGACCUGAUUUCAAUGAGUUCUGGUUGUAAGUGGGUUGAGCUUUGCCCGCUGGGUUGGGCUCGGAACCCACACUCCUCAGAGAAGCAUUGUGGCUAAUAUUAUGUUUUUAGAUACUUGACUUAAAUGUGAAUAAACAAUGAGUGAACAAAA